Molecule: messenger RNA, 657 nt
Organism: Saccostrea cuccullata (small rock oyster)
Lineage: Eukaryota; Metazoa; Mollusca; Bivalvia; Ostreida; Ostreidae
Exons: 2
Coding region: 1-657 (218 amino acids)
Molecular function (GO): nucleic acid binding; zinc ion binding
Source: RefSeq, a predicted model, not a curated record
AUGGGCGAUUCGGGCUAUGAACUGACUUUGGACACAGAUAAAUUACCGAAAGACAGCACUGGAGGGACCUCUUCAUUGGAAAUCUCGGACAUUGUUAAACUCUUCACGGGAGUAAUACAGUCUCAAUUCAAAACUUUCUCGGGACAGUUAAAAGCGGAACAGUCCGAGUCUAUCUCGAAGAAACUCAAGGAGAAUUCUCUACACAAGAUAAAGUCUGAAGGCAACCGAAUUCAGUUUGAAUUUAAUGCCGAAUUAUUAGAGGCUGACUCAUCUCCCGCGGGCUGGAAAACUGUCAACGAAUACCAGUGUAAUGAAAUUGCAGACAACUCCAAUGAUGAAAAGAAGAUACGCAGUGCCGAAAACAGGGCCCUCAGACAUCAGAAGCAGAACAAGAGAUUUCAGCCUUACGGGACACAGAAAACUCCACCAGCGGCAGCUGCGGGAUCUCCAGCUCAGCUGUCUCUUCCUGGGGUUACUAAUACUUUUCAGCCCUUUCCUGCCUUUCAACAGCAGCAACAACAGCCAUUUCUCUACGGCCAAGGCAGAAACAAGCAGUCAAGGAGACAGCCUAUGCCCUACGACGUUUGCUUCGGUUGUUUCGGAACAGGGCACUGGAAAUCCAACUGCCCAAAGGGAAAGACCACUCAAAGUCAAUGA